AUGGUCAGAGGCAUCUACCGAGUCUACUUCCACCCACUUAGCCGUUUUCCUGGACCAAAGUUCUCUGCCUUUACUCGCCUACCGUACCUCACUGCUAUAGCGAAAGGCAAACUACCGCGACACGUUGCCCAGCUCCACAAACAGUACGGAGAGAUAGUGCGCAUCUCGCCUGACGAACUCAGCUUCACCAACCCAAAAGCCUGGCGCGAUAUCUACGGCUAUGGGUCAAAGGAAGGACCAGGCUCCGCGCCGCCCAAGAACUGGAACCGGCAGGGAAGUUCUCCUAAUGGAGCCAACUCACUUGUCGCAGAGCGAGACAACGUCGAACAUGCACGAAUCCGUAGAAUCUUCUCUCCUGCGUUCUCCGACCGAGCGCUCGUACAGCAGUCACCGUUAUUUAUCAAAUAUGCCGAUCAACUUAUCCGCAAUUUGAGAGAAAGUGUCCAAGCGAACGCGGUCGACCUCGUCCGAAUGGUCACUAAGCGACUUGAAAAGGGACGGGUGUCCGAGGGUGUCGAUCUGUGGGACUUAGUUCUCCAACAAGAAGACAAAGGUAAAGCGGGCCUGACCCGCCCUGUUAUGGAUAUGAACGGCGAGUUGUUCAUGAUAGCUGGGACCGAAACGACAGCGACAUUAAUCAGUGGACUGACGUACCUGCUUCUGACACACCCUGAAGCGAUGGCGAAGCUCGUGGAUGAGAUUCGGACGGCAUUCAGUUCGUCAGACGACGUCAACAUGGAAAUCACCGCUGGUUUACCCUAUCUCAAUGCGUGCAUCAAGGAGGCGUUCAGACACUACCCUCCUGUGCCGAUUGGUUUGCCGCAUCUCACUCCCGCUGAAGGGUCGACUGUUUGUGGAAUUUUCGUUCCUCCCAAUACGAAUGUCGCAGCCUCUCAUUUGGCAAUGUACAACUCCCCCGAUAACUUCAUACUCCCCGAACGUUUCAUCCCCGAGCGCUGGCUCGGGGACCCACGCUUCGCCUCCGAUGAUCGCUCAGCUCUUCAGCCGUUCCAUGUGGGUCCAAGGGACUGCCUAGGCAAGAAGUAA
Alternaria ventricosa is the source of this 1047-nucleotide messenger RNA. RefSeq lists its product as uncharacterized. Gene Ontology annotation, molecular function: iron ion binding; monooxygenase activity; heme binding. Bases 1 to 1047 code for a protein of 348 amino acids. The record is from RefSeq and is a predicted model, not a curated record. The transcript is spliced from 4 exons. NCBI's taxonomy places the organism in Eukaryota, Fungi, Ascomycota, Dothideomycetes, Pleosporales, Pleosporaceae.